Messenger RNA from Tachysurus fulvidraco (yellow catfish), 4676 nucleotides. It is a transcript of the gene ednraa, whose product is annotated as endothelin receptor type Aa. Gene Ontology annotation, cellular component: membrane. Gene Ontology annotation, molecular function: endothelin receptor activity. Gene Ontology annotation, biological process: enteric nervous system development; vasoconstriction; regulation of blood pressure. The transcript has 8 exons. NCBI's taxonomy places the organism in Eukaryota, Metazoa, Chordata, Actinopteri, Siluriformes, Bagridae. The record is from RefSeq and is a predicted model, not a curated record. The coding region runs from base 314 to 1597 and encodes 427 amino acids.
GCUUUUUCUCACACACACACACACACACGCUCAUACACAAAUACACACAGGAAAAGCUGGAGACAGUCUCUACAGCACCUCACACAGCAGCCACAGUGCUCCUCGGCGGCCCAAAUGGGAUCCUCCUUUACUUUGAUAGACGCUUAAUUACGCAUGUGACGGCACGCAGAUGUCUGGGAUGCUCCAGCUCAAAGUUCUUCUGAAUAACUCGCUGACUGACUGAGUGACAGGAUCCGAGGGGAGGCAGACGUUUAAAGAGCGCCCUGACGUGUACAAAAGUGGACAAUAUCUGUGAAUCAAACAACGUUCAGCUAUGGUCCGUCUGACCCUCUGCAUGUUCAUGUUAACAGCCAUCAUGGCCUCCAGUGGAAUGACUCAAGCAAACAUCACACAGGAGGUCGCUAGCACCCUCUUUCCCAUCUCCACCAUUACCCCCAUUGGGCCCAUCAGCCAAGCAGGAAAUCUCCCAGGCUCUCCGAGCCACUCAGGAGUCAAUCGCACCAAACACUUUCCAACCUGUAAAGAACCCACAUCCAUUAAUGAUACCUUCAAGGUCAUCAAUACCUUCAUCUCAUGUGUGGUGUUCGUGGUGGGCUUGGUGGGAAAUUCCACAGUGCUGAGGAUUAUCUACCAGCACAAGUGCAUGAGAAAUGGACCUAAUGCUCUGAUUGCAAGCCUAGCACUGGGUGACCUCAUCUACAUCAUCAUAGACAUUCCCAUCACCGUCUAUAAGCUUCUGAUGGGAAACUUUCCGAUGGUCGAGACAUCGUUUGGCCACAUCCUGUGUAAACUAGUGCCCUUUCUUCAAAAGGCAUCAGUGGGCAUUACGGUGCUGAACUUAUGCGCGCUCAGCGUGGACAGGUACAGGGCUGUUGCCUCGUUUAGUCGUGUUCAGGGAGUCGGCAUUCCUUUACUCACUGCUGUUGAGAUUGUGCUCAUCUGGGUGCUGUCAUUUAUUCUGGCCGUGCCUGAGGCUAUCGGGUUUAAAGUCGUGAAAUUCGACUACCACAACAUGACUUUACAUACCUGUAUGCUCAAACCUCCUGAUUACAGGUUCAUGCAGCUAUACGUGAAUGUAAAGGACUGGUGGCUGUUUGGAUUUUAUUUCUGCAUGCCACUGGCCUGCACAGCAUUUUUCUACACCUGCAUGACCUUCAAGAUGCUUAGCCACAGGAAAGGAGCGCUCCGGAUUGCCUUAAGUGACCACCUCAAACAGAGGCGAGAGGUGGCCAAGGCUAUUUUUUGUCUGGUCCUGAUUUUUGCACUCUGCUGGAUCCCCCUGCAUGUCAGCAGAAUCCUGAAGAAACUUCUACCUGAUUCGAAUAAGGAAAACCGCUGUGAUCUGUACAGCUCUCUAUUGGUGUUGGACUAUCUUGCCAUAAACCUGGUCACCAUCAACUCUUGCAUCAAUCCCAUCAUCCUCUACACUGUCAGCAAGAAGUUCAAGAAUUGCUUCAAGUCUUGCUUGUGUUGUUGGCGCAGCUCAAAGAACCAAGUCACCAGCAUGGGGCAGAUGAAUGGCACAAGUAUCCAAGGCAAAACCCCAGAACCCAAAAACUUCCAGAUUGAUCGUGUCAUCCGGAAGUACAGCUAUUAAACAAUUGGAUGACCUGUACAGCUUGCUGGUACUGGGAUUCAAACUCACAACCGUCCAGUACAUAAUCCAGAUCCCCUAACCACCGAGUCACCACUUCUCACUUAUAGAACCACCUCUGUCCUGGAAGAUCAAUCAAACCGAGGUUUCAUCAGAACCAAGAUUUGCUGACAGAAUGAAAGUCAACCAUUUAAAGGACAUUAGUACUAUUCUGUGCUGGACACAGAGUGACCAAAGCUGCUUAUACUGUAAACUGUGUAUAUUUCACCACACACUACACAAUGCGGCUGAUGUAUGCAAAUUCUUGCUCCCAGAGCAAAAUUCCCAGGAUCUUCCAGGGAAGUUUUGCUGCGCGAGAAAGGGCAAGGGUGGAGAAGGGUCAGCAGGAUGCAGCUGAACAUCAACUAUAAAUGAACGCAAUCAGAGGCCCAGGAAUACACUAAAACUAGGCUACACAAAUACAUGCAUAAGCUAUGUGUACCCUUUCUCAAGGGACAGGAAACUGGAGGAAGGAAGAGUCAAGUAAUGUGUUGCAAAUCCUACAUAUGGGUGUAAAUAUAUAUUAGACUAAAAAAAACUCCCUCUUCCUUCCCAUUGCUGCUUAAAUCCAGAUUUCUAAAUGUAGAUCUAUUCAUAUCCAGAAUGGAUAAUGGAUUUUAAUUUCAAUACUCACAUCCCUCUCUUCAGACUGUCAAAACCUUUUGAAUAGUGGGUUUCCUAACCUGGACGUCACUUUUGCUGUACUCGGAUGUACUGCUUUCUGAGGGACAAUUGGAGUUUUGUGGAAGCAGACUCAACAGCACCACCAAUGGUCAUGAGAAAAAUACAAAGAAUGAAAUGAAGUAGCAAGAAGGAGGACUGGGAGCGAUUUCUUUCUAACCCAGACUUGUACAUCAUAUCAGCUUUUCCUGCUAACUAGCAUACAGCUCAACGCAUUAGCUUCCAGGUUAACUAGAUAGUUAGCGAUGAAUAAUAAUGGACAUUAACAAUAAUGUGAAAUUUUUAACAGACUUAACACAUCCACUUAUUUCUUGUAUUUAGAAAAUAGAAAAGUAAGAAAAUGGCUUUUUUUCAUAUAAAUGUAUUUUUUUUGUGUGUGUCUGUUUGUGUUUGUACUAUUGUGUACCAAUUACAAAACUGUAGUGUGCAAUUCAAAUAUAUGUAUACAGAAUUCUUCCCAUCUGCUAGUCUUGUCAUAUUAGAUGGGUGAGACUCAAUGAGUACAGACUGCACACAGUGUUCUUCUUCCUUCUAGCAACCACAAAGAUCAAGCUUUCACCCAUCUGUUUAUAGUUUUAUAAAAACUUCCGGCUCUUUUGAUGAUCAUCCAAGUGUUUUAUUCCAAAGCUAAAACAAACACUUAUGUCAGGAGUUGUUUAUGUCCUGCAACUCCGCCAAACACUGCUUUAGUCCUGCAUUUUUUUUUCUCCAUGAACUGAUAUAUUCUGAUAUAUUCAGAGGGUAAACUUGUCUAUGGUAACGUUUUUUGUUUUGUUUUGUUUUUUCUUUUUUUUUUUUUACAUUUGUCCCUAUUUCUAAAACCACUGUUCUUUGCAUUUAGAUUGAUUACCAAAUCUAAAUUAGAAAUAUAGCUACACGAAGCGAUUAAGGGUCCAAGCACUUUCUGGUCCCGUAAAAACCAGAACCCUUUGGAACUAGAAGCCACUAGGAUUAGUAGCGUUAAUAAAAUAUUAAGAUUAAUAUAUUAAGAUUUUUCCACAUGAUUUAGACAGAGUAUUUUGAAUAUUAAAAAUCUAAGUUUUGUUUGGUGUGGUAUCACAAUUCUUUUACCCAGUGAUGCCAAACAAAGGACAUUUGCCAGUUUGAAUAAUCAUGGCAAUCGUAAAAUUUGCUCUUUAUUUACAAUUGAAUUUUAAAUUCAAUUUGCAUUUCAAAGAGAAAUUUCAAGAGAUCAGCACUCACUAUCAAUAGACCCAGGAAAUCAGAGAAAAUCAAAAAAAAUUUAUUUUUCAUUGCACUGUAUAUGAUUUGAGGUAUUUCUGUUAUUGUGCUCUGUAUAAACUUGCUUCAGUAUUUUUUAAGUACCACUUCAUAUCAAUCCUUUGGAUGAGUUCAGAAAUUCUCUGUUGACACUUAACCGAAAUGAGAAUGUGCUCGAUUAAAGCUUGAAAACUUUUUUGAGAGCUUUUACUUUGUUAAUGAGGACUUCCAUUUGGGUUAGCUUGUCCUGACUAGCUCUUUGGUUAGAAAGACAGAGGAUAAUGACUUUUGACCUUCUUCAGAUUUUAGAAUAAGCUCACAGAGGCUAGCCAACUUCAACAAACCCUUGGUAAUAAUGUUGAAAAAAAAAAUGGGGGGGUAGAGACCAUUUCUAAGUUCAGAGCGAGGGCUUGGGAACGAUGAGGCCUCAGCAUUAAAGUGAAAAACAGCCAAGAGAACUAAAAAUGUCUCUUUAUUUAUAACACUGUGAAACCGUACACUUACCUAAUACUCAGUGUAUACAUGUUGUAUUAUUUCUAUUGUACACUAUUGAAGUAUAUAAGUCUAUAAAUAUAUUCUGAAAUUUAGCAGCAGUUUUAUAUCGAUUUCUUGUUUAAAGUUUAAAUAAACACACGUAUAUGGUUUAGAGCUGCAGUAAAUUGUGCAAAAAAAAAGUUUUUGUGUUUUGUUUUUUUUAACUUGUAUUGUACAUGAAGAAUAAUCGCACUUUUCAUCAAAGAUUACUUUGAUUAUGUAGAUUUAGGUUUAUACUGUAAAGCAUUGCACACACAGUAUGCAGUGUAUUAGUGUCCUCGGUGUUAGUUUAUCAGCUGUUUAUUUUUGCAUAUAGUCAUGACUAUAGAAUUGAACAAAUCAAUUCAAGAACAGCUCGCUUCUGAUUCAUUUCUGAUAUGGAUCGCAUCAGAGUCAACCUUUGACCUAUUCAAGGUCAUCUGAGUUCUGCCUAAGGAUUCAUCCCUCGCUGAGACCCAGAAAGGGAUAUUAAUAUAUGACUGACUCAUUAAGUUGUUAUUCAAAUAAUCAUUUUGCUUGUUAUUGACCUGGUAUUUGUCUCAGUGCUUUUAAUAUGUUCAUGUACAGUAUGUCUUUUUAUUUUCAUUAAAAUAAAAAGUUUAUGCAA